This is a messenger RNA of Thrips palmi, 861 nucleotides long. RefSeq lists its product as uncharacterized. The coding region runs from base 1 to 861 and encodes 286 amino acids. The transcript is spliced from 2 exons. NCBI's taxonomy places the organism in Eukaryota, Metazoa, Arthropoda, Insecta, Thysanoptera, Thripidae. The record is from RefSeq and is a predicted model, not a curated record.
AUGCCUGAUCAGCUGGCAACAAUUGAAGAGCAGGACACCGUGAUUGGUGGCUCUGCUGGUUCCGACCCCAUCCAGCCUGCCGCCACCUCUUCCCCUAGGCCCGCUGGGCAACAGGAGCCGAAUGCGAUGCACGCCGCUGGAGAUGGACCACCGCCGUCACAGCCUCUGACAACCCACCAUGUGUGGCCCGCGAAUCGAGGGCCUCAACCACAAAUGAGAAUGGCCGAUCAUUCCUCCCCCGCCGAGCACGCGAAUAACGCCUCACCUUCGGCCAAUAUUUUCUCUCCGCUUGUGCGGCGUGAGGUUCAGGAGGUGACAAAUCACACAAAUGCCACUCCUCGAUCCACACGGCGAGAAAACAGGAACCGCAGGCUCAGCCGGCACUGGACUUCCCCGCCUAUGCCAGAGCCAGGGGGUCCUCGCCGUCGCAGGCAGGCACCUGUGAACGCGGAGCCUCCUGCACGCACACGAGCUGACGCCCGGCGACUUCGAAACGAGGAAAGAGAACGAGAACAGCGCGAGGUACAGAUGGUACACGAGAGGCGCCGCGAGGUCCUGAGAGACAACAUCCGUCGUCAGCAUGAGGCUGCACAGCAGCGCCACCGUCCACAGCCAGACCAUGCACAAGAACUGGCCGCUGCAGAGGGAGCAGACACGGCUAUCCUGAGGCAGUUCCUAACAGAGAAGGAAAGAGAUGUGCAUGGCAACUUUGGUGAAACAAUUGCAUCCCUGUUGAGGAGAGUCCCAGGUGCAGUCAGUGGAAAAUUAAUGUCUGAAGUGUUUGUGUAUGUGAACAAAGUGUGUCACUUCAGCGGAGAUGAAUUAGACAACUACCUGAAUGCAGCAAGCGAGCUACGCUAG